Messenger RNA from Ornithodoros turicata, 5908 nucleotides. Its product is annotated as longitudinals lacking protein, isoforms H/M/V-like. Lineage: Eukaryota; Metazoa; Arthropoda; Arachnida; Ixodida; Argasidae. The transcript is spliced from 8 exons. Gene Ontology annotation, cellular component: nucleus. The record is from RefSeq and is a predicted model, not a curated record. The coding region runs from base 141 to 1619 and encodes 492 amino acids. Gene Ontology annotation, biological process: regulation of transcription by RNA polymerase II. Gene Ontology annotation, molecular function: DNA binding; protein binding.
GUCCUACUCUACUGCGCGGAUGCGCGCAAGCAUUUAUCCUCAGCACCUUUGGAGCGAGGGUCGAAGUAUGAACUAGCGAUUAUUUCGUUUGUAAACAAGCUAUUUUAUCGCGAGUUAUUUUUAUCUCGCACGGAUUCUCUAUGGGGUCCCAACAGUUCUGUUUGAAGUGGAAAAGCCACUACAACAACCUCCUGAGUGCAUUGGACCAACUUCUGUUCAGUGAAUCGUUUACUGAUGUUACACUAGCUUGCGAAGGCCUCACCCUGAAAGCGCACAAGGCCGUGUUGUCGGCUUGUAGCCCAUUUUUUCAGGGCCUGUUUGUAGAAAAUAAGUGUCAGCACCCCAUCGUGAUCCUGAAAGAUUUUAAGUAUGCUGAGCUGAGAGCUAUUGUGGACUUCAUGUAUCAUGGAGAAGUGAACGUAUCUCGCGAGCACCUUUCGUCUCUUCUGAAAGCUGCAGAAGCGCUACAGGUGAAGGGUCUGACAGACCUAACCGGUGACACACCAGAACUCUCUGAAGAAAUGCAAAGCGUCGAUGUGCCAUGCAUACCCACAGAGUCUUCCAGUACUGGUAGUAAAAGAUCCGCCAAGUCUCCUCCAACGAGCAAACGUAAACGAGUGAAGCCGCGUCAUGUCUCUCCACGGGGGGCAAGAAGUGAUCAGGGAAACGCCCAUUCUUCUGCUGAUGAACAGACGUGCGACCAGGAUGGAGAAAAUUCAAACGGUACAGACGUGGCUGUCUCCCCAUUGCACUUAAACUCUGUCAGCGUUGGGUCUCCGUCGGCAACCUUCACCACUGGAAGCAACCUCAACAAGUCCAAGCCCCGUUCUUCGGUGCUGGAAACUCUGCUUUCGGCCAAAGACUUCAAGGCGCAAGACAUGGAGGCAGAGUUUGAACCUUCAAAGCUCAUAGAGCAGGCCCUGGCAGCUGAAUCUCCUCAAGAUCCAGCAGCUGGCAUACUAAAUGAAGAGAGCCAUCAAAAGCUGUUUCCAGCAUCCUCGCAGCUAAGUCUGCUUGCAACUGCCAAAAUGUUAGAAUCCCAGUCGACAACAGCAGACGGUGACUCGUCGGCCCCCGUGCUGCCCUCUUUCACGGAUAGCCCUUCUAACAGCACAUCGAACCAAGGUACUCAACCGCUGUUUCCUGCACGAGGUGGCCGUAAUUCUGGCUGGACGGAAGACCAGAUGCAGAAGGCGCUCAACGCAGUAUUUUCUGAAGGGGUUCCCAUGACGACCGCGGCUCGCAGGUUUGGCAUACCCAAGACGACGUUGCUCUAUCGACUUCAGAACUCUUUCAGUGCGUUGGAAUGGGUUCCUUUUUUGUUCUCCGGUCAUUGCUACUGCAACAUCUGGCAUUCAUCAGUGGAGGCUGCAGUUCAGGUGCCAUUUGUGUCGAGUCUACUGACGUUCACUGCUGAUUGUGAAACUUGUCAGCUGAUGCACGUCCAGCAGUCGAAGCAAAGGAACAUUUUACCAGUGGCAUUAUUUUAUAUUCUAGUCACUCGAUGCUGCAGCAAGUGCAUGACAACGUGUCAGGCCAUUUUAAAUGUUGGACACAUGCAGGUACCCGCAAACUUUUUUUGCUUUGUGCCCGUACUUAUUGUGGUUUAUCGCACAUAAUUACACAUGGCGUACCUAUAUGUAUCUCCAUCGCAUGUACACAAUCUGAAACUUCAAAUCCUUUCAUCCAUUUUCUGUCGCUUCUGUUUCUGUUUGGAUGCAUCACAGAAAAGACACAAAGUCAGCAGAGCGGUGGGAGCUUUUCGUAGUAUCACUUUUAUCAGAGUUUAAUUAAUUUAAAUUACACGUACCUGUAAUUGCCAUUAUGAAAUGCAAGUUCCUUGUACUGUGCCAAAUGUAUUUUUUAUAGUGUGCCCGGUCCAAUACCAGAUGUCUAGAAAUUUUGAGAUAGUAUUGUGUCGUAGCAGUAUGGGGUGGGUGAGCACCAACAAAUUACUGGAAAUGACAUCACGUUGCAUCACACUACCAUUGUUUUCUGUUUUUCAAGCUACCAGUGUUACACGAAGUAGCACAAUACUUGCAUUCGUGGUAAUGCUGUUUUUUUUUUUUUUUCGUCUCCAUCAUGUCACUUUUUGUCACUUGCUAUACAGAUAUCUUUCUUCAUUGGUAGGUAGACCGUAUUCUUACCAUCUUAUAGUCACGACCUACUUCUACGGAUAGAGACCUGGGCAUACAAAACCUCCCAGUACCACGGCAGGAGUUCCAUCGUUCGCCACCAGGUGGAGGACAUGGCGCUAGCUUGCACUAUUUGCUAUCACAUGAUUUGCCGCAACCGCAGCAAGGCUGACAACGAAGAAGACUGACCACAGACACACCACGCAGUCGACAAACGACUGUAGUCAUGUUGAUGAUGAUGUACAUGUCAUUUCUGCUCCGGAUGAUGCGGAGUAGUGGCCACAAACCUUUGACGUGGUUGUCCUCUAGAAGAUUGCUGCACACCCAGGCUUCUAUCUAUAGUAGUAGGUCGUGCUUCUAGUUUUCCUAAUAAGAGAGUUAAACAGAGUGUGCUAUUGGAACAGCUGUGUUACAUUGCAGACAGGGAAUUCAAUAGGACCUGUCGAUUUAGGUCUCCUUUCUGACGGGCAAGACCAGUUUUCUCUUGCACAAACCUCCUCUUUUUCUUUUUUUUUUCCUCAGCAGGACAGUCCGUGUUUGUUUGCAUUGCUAUAUUUGACACUAUUUCAAAGUGCUACUGUAAACAUUUUUUAUCUGUAUAAUAGUACACGGUCAACCCUCUAUUUGUGAAAUCCCUCGCUUUACGAACGGUUCGUCGCUGAACGAAACACUUCCCCAUGUGUUUGUCCCUCGGUUUAUGAACCCUCGAUAUCCGAAAGGUGAACACACUGGACACAGGAAACUUACAAUUUUUUACCUCGGUUUAUGAACAGGACAACUCUGGUCGCUCACAUCAAUAGCGCAGAAGAGUCAAUGGAGGUCACAGGAGGUCCAACAUUAUCUCGGGUCGAGACUGUAGGGAGGAUGACCAAUUCGGCAAGUGAAGGGUCAGUGGGUGCAUUAAGUAGGCUCCCCUCUUUUGGCGCACUCAAAUCGGGAGUAGGAGACACUCUGAGCACGGCCACUGAGCAGCGAAAAGCAACUUUGGAGCGCCACACGGCUUGCUCGCUGGUGCCGCUUCUUGUCGUCUGCUCAUGCAGUGCACAGACGGAGGACACGUUGGCUUAGUUUGAAUCCAUAGCAACAUUGGAAGAGACGACGGCGGUUGCGAAGACCUUCCCUUGUAACAGCGAAUGAAAUGAAAAAGAUGGGAAUUUGUAACAGACACCAUAGGAGCUAUUUACUGCGAAGAUGACCGCACGGCGUGAAGGCGUCCGCAUUAAAGCACCACAUAUCCCGCGAAUAACCGCAGUUAUCCGUGUGGAGGUUGUCCACUAAUAAAAGAAACAUGAUAACAGUUAUAAAAAUAUUACAGUUUACUGAAAUCGGAGCAUUGGGUAACAUAGAAAAUUUGUAUUUUGCUUCUGAGCCCACACUUCAAAGGUCGUCCCGCCGCCGCUCAACAGGAAGUACGUCACGGAAAAUCUCGAGCACCGGGGUGCUUGUCGUCUGCUUUUGUGUACCCAAAUGAAAUGGGGGCGCAAAAAGUGGCUCGGAGUCUCACAUUCCUGGGUACACGAGCGGUGCUGGGAAAUGUGAGUGGACGAGGAGGAGACUCGAGAUGGGAUAAAUAACGGACAACAAAUUCUCAGACACAGCAACAAAUUUUAAUGGUACACCACGCUUAUAUACACAAAAAUCUCCGGAGAGGAUGAAUGGGCACAAAGGAUGGCUUGCUAACGCAACUGCCACUUGUAGCUAUCUCCAAUGACUCCAUAAGCAACCUACGCCAUAGGUCCCUUUCUUUACACAAUACAUCAGCCUGAAACACCCACGCCCCGGGGUGCCUACUUAACGCACCCAAUGACUAUGGAGGUUUUAUACAGUGGCCCCAGAAGUGUCAGAACAAGGUCAGAUUGGGCUUUUCGUCCUGAGCGCGUUGCCACUUUAAAGACAGACUCGGAAACGGAAGGCCAUAUGGGAUCUUGACGACAAGAAUGAUGUCUCUAGUGUCAGCUUAUUGUCUUCUCUCCUGGGCAAAAUCAACACUGGAGAGUCAAUGCACCAGAGUAGUUUUACACACUUUUUUUCAAAAAUUAAUUGAAGAAGACGAAUAAAAAAUGGGCUAAAAUUGCCACAUCACGUCAUCAGGACCGUCUCUUCUUUCAUUAGUGCUCAAUUUCAUACCUCGAUUUAUAAAUCCCUCGUUUUAUUAACAAUUUUCGAGGAAACUGUCACUGUUCACUAAUCGGGGGUUGACAGUAGUAUAUACUUUUUGGUAAAAGAAGCACUUUUUGUUUCUCUAGUGAAUACACAUUGCUCAUGGUCCCAUAGCACGCCAGGUUUGUUUCUCUUAUUGGAAAACUGUUGAUGUUUCGACCUUUCAUAUUGUUCUUCACACAACAUUGUAUCUUACUUCCUUAUACAUGGUCAUAUUUGUACUUACAUUUUAACACUUGCUGUUGACAGAAUGUUGCUAUUGUUUUAAAUUGAGAAUAUUGCAUGUGGAAUGAGAACCAAAAAUUGCUGUUAUGAGGUUAUCAUAGCACUAGUCAAAAUCGAAGUAGUCUGUGCAUUGGGGCAUUGCAUGUUAGCAAUAUGUAACAACAGGUCUUACAUACCGUCGGGUCAUAAAAAUGCUUGCACAGCAAGUUAUGAGAGUCGAUAGGCAUUGCAUUACCUUAUGCACAAAGCUCAAAUAAUGCAGUUCCGAACAAAUAGUAUUUUUACUUGUUGACCGUGAUUCCACUGUUACAUUGUUGCUAUCAUGCCUUGCCUGCUUGCCCCUGUAUUGCUUUUAUGUGUUCUCUUGUUAGUGAUUAUGCUAGUCCCUCAAACUAAAGCUAUUUGUAAUGGCAGAAAUGACCGUCACAGAUAAUGGCCACAGGAUUUUGAUUUUAUUUGUGACUAUCUGCACCUUUUAUUGCCAUAAUUUAAGCUUUCAAGCCAAAUCAGGGGUGUUGUAUUGUAAAGCAUAAAGUUAUAUGAUGCUUGCAGACGUAUUUUGUAUUUUGCACACGUAGUCAGAGUAGCAAGUGAAGCUCCUCAUAUGUGCAAAGUUUUUAUAUUCUGUGCAACGCAAGAACAACAAAGACAGGACUUUCGGGUGACGUCAGGAAUUGAACUAUGUCGUAGAGCGCUCAAAUACACAACAUGGCAGAGGGUGACGAAGAACUCAUAGAGACAGUUAGUAAAGACGGAUAGGUGAUGUCUCUGGUCUCCUCUGUCCUAAAAAUUUUGCACUGCAGCAGGCUUCAUAUAACGUGUAACUUAUUGGUGGGAGGACUCCUUGUCGUUGUUCUCCAGCCUAUGAUUUUCAAGGACAUCCUGUUCAAGGACAUGAGGAACAAAUGAUGGCACGACUGACGUCCUUCUAGUUUUUCUCGAGUUUCACAGAAUAUAGAUCCUAGAGCAGUGGCGUAGCAGUGGGGGGGGGGAUGAACCCGCAACCCCAAAACCGUACCUCUGGUAGUGCGUUUGGGAGAGGGAAACGAGGGUGCAAUCCCCCUCCCCUUGUAAAGUCCCCAGAGAACCCCUCCUGAAAUAUUUUUCUGGCUAUGCCACUGUUCUAGAGAUUAAGAUUGCAUUGCAGAGGUGUGCUGUAUGUAACUGCUCAGUUGCAGGAAAUGUAAAUGUAAAAUAUUGUACACGUAACAUCCUCAAUUGCUAAGUGAGGGAAUGCAGUGGGUACAAUAUUUUAUGCAUUAACACAUUUGUGUUGUGGUACAAAAGGCAUUUCACUGUUGUAGUUAUUAGAAUCCCUGUGCAACAUGAGUAUACUAUACACAAUGUCAUUUUCUAAAGUGGUAAUUAAAGGCACCUAUGUUUGCUAA